Molecule: messenger RNA, 2247 nt
Organism: Diachasma alloeum
Lineage: Eukaryota; Metazoa; Arthropoda; Insecta; Hymenoptera; Braconidae
Product: ethanolaminephosphotransferase 1
Exons: 4
Coding region: 349-1518 (389 amino acids)
Biological process (GO): phosphatidylethanolamine biosynthetic process
Cellular component (GO): endoplasmic reticulum membrane; Golgi apparatus
Molecular function (GO): ethanolaminephosphotransferase activity
Source: RefSeq, a predicted model, not a curated record
UGCGCACGAGACGCACGCGUACCGCCAGAGAAGCAUUUUUUUUACUAUCAUGGUGGAUAGUUAACCGGAUAAAAAGUGUAUAAAUGAUGAGUGACGAACUUAUUUCUGUCAAAUAGUUGUUAAAUUAGUCUAGGCCCGAGAAGUUUAUUUAUUUUAAUAUUAAGAAUAAUAUUAAAGUACUUAGAUUUAGGCCAAGGGCAUCCACAAGCGAAUCAACCCGGAUAAAUAUAGAUCUAACCCGCAUCGAUGUAAUUAUUAACGAAAAACUAGUCUAUUAGCGGGAGAUAAUUAAAAGUCUGUGUUUAGAUUUUUUUUCUCGCUGAGAUUUUCUCAUUUUAACGCUCAACCAUGACACGAAUCAAUCUGGAGGUGAAGUAUUUGACGCAGGAACACCUCACGGGUUUCGAGAAUUAUAAGUACAGCUGCUUGGACACAAGUCCCCUGAGCAUCUACAUAAUGCACCCAUUUUGGAACAAAGUGGUCGAGUUCUGUCCAAAAUGGGUGGCGCCCAACGUCCUGACCUUCUCCGGAUUCCUCUUCACAGUCUUCAACUUCCUGAUGUUCUCCUACUACGACUACUACUUCUACGCGUCGAGCGACGAUCACCCCGAGCCGCCCAUCCCAACCUGGAUCUACGCGUUUGGGGCCUUCAAUAUCUUCAUGGCAUACACCCUGGACGGAAUAGACGGCAAGCAGGCGAGACGAACGCAGACAUCGGGACCCCUCGGCGAGCUGUUCGAUCACGGACUGGACAGUUGGACCGCAAUGCUCAUCACCGUCUGCAUGUACUCAGUCUUCGGGCGAACCGAGCACAGUGUCUCACCCCUGAGAAUGUACUUCAUCCUCUGGAAUGUCUUCAUAAACUUCUACCUGAGCCACUGGGAGAAAUACAACACAGGAGUGCUGUUCCUGCCCUGGGGCUACGACGUCUCGAUGGUGGCGACAAUUCUCGUCUUCCUCCUGACGUCCUUCGCGGGCCACGAGGUCUGGAAGUUCGAUCUGCCCGGGGGAAUGACUGCGGGAACUGUCUUCGAGGUCCUCCUCUACGCCAGUGCCCUAGUGUCCAACCUGCCCGUUGUCCUGUGGAACAUCUACAAGUCCUACAGAGACAAGACUGGAAAGAAUCGAACACUCGUCGAGGCCCUGAGACCACUCGUCUCCCUCGGGGUCUUCUUCACCAUAACCACCUUCUGGGUGACCCACUCUCGCAGCGAUAUCAUUGAGAUGGACCCCAGGAUCAUCUUCUUCGCCAGUGGCACCAUCUUCUCCAAUAUAUCGUGCAGACUCAUUGUCGCACAGAUGAGCAACACUAGGUGCGAACUCGUCCCCUGGAUACUACUUCCUGUGGGAGGGGCUGCUGUCUUCAGUUAUGUCAUGCCACAGCAUGCUCUGGCCACUAUGUACGUCGUUGCGCUCGCGUCACUGCUUGCGCAUGUUCAUUAUGGCACUUGUGUGGUUCGUCAGAUGUGCCACCACUUCCGCAUAAAAACAUUCCGUAUACGAGAACACUCAGAAUGACUACUUGCCGACGAUGCAUGUUAAAAACGAAGACGUCUUCCCUCAUUCAAUGGGGGAAGAUUGACAUAAUGCACACGUGUUUCAUCAAUUAUCAGUUUUACCGACGAGAGAAUGAUUCAAUGUGUAAACAAAAUUUAUAAGAAAACAAAAAAAUUCCCUGAGGGUCUGAACACUCAAAAAAAUCUUUCCAAAGAGCCUUUCAAUGCCCUCUGACCUCAGAUUUGAUCUCUUGUCUUGAUUUCCAAAAGGUUUAGUUUUUUCCCCUUGAUUUCGAGCAUAAUUUGGCAUGAACUCAAACUCCUGAUUUGACCCGUGUGUUAACAUUCAUUUGCAAUUCAGCACUUCUUCGUUGUUACCAUGCGUCGUCCCUCGGACGAUUAGUUAAUAAUUUUAUAUUUAUGGUUGCGUGCCAUUACCACAGACACUUUUACCAAUCGAAGGUCGUGUUUUUUGUUUAUGAUUUGCCGAGUCAAGAGGGCGGAAGUCUAGCAAAAAACUACUCAAGAAUUUUAUUCUGUAAUUAUUUGUAAUCAAAGGAAAGCCUGUGUUUUGUCCUGGUGAUUCUUGUAAAUAUUAUUAUUAUAUAUUUCCAUCGAUGAUUUUUGAGGUGAAAGAAUCAUAAUUGCCCCCACGAUAUUCUACUGAUGCAUGAUUUCAGUGGCGAAGUGGUAAAACGGUGCAGAUCAAUUUGACUAUUGACCAGUUUUCAAUGAAUAUCUCGGAAUCUAA